Saprolegnia parasitica CBS 223.65 is the source of this 543-nucleotide messenger RNA. RefSeq lists its product as hypothetical. Lineage: Eukaryota; Oomycota; Saprolegniomycetes; Saprolegniales; Saprolegniaceae. Bases 1 to 543 code for a protein of 180 amino acids. The record is from RefSeq and is a predicted model, not a curated record. The transcript has a single exon.
AUGAGCACAUCCCUAGUCUGCUGCUUCAACGGCUGUGACAGCCCCGCCUUGACGGACAUGAACAAGUGCGCCUUCCACCGCAACCGCCUUUGCUGCGCGAUCGAAAGCUGCUUCAACCAAGUUUACGCCCGCGGCCUUUGUGUCCGCCACGGCGGCAAGAAGCAGUGCCUCGUUGUCGACUGCACUGCAAAUGCCCGCACGGGCGGCCUCUGCUCCCGCCACGGUCUCACCAACACAAAGAAGCAGUGCAUUGAACCGAACUGCGCCAACAUUGCCCAUGCCAACCAGCGCUGCGUACGCCACGGUGGUGGCCGCAAGUGCAAGGUCGAAGAGUGCCAAACCCUCGCACGCAUCGCAGGCUACUGCCAGCGCCACUCGAAGCAGCUGCUCUCAGAGCCGAGCUCGUUUGAUUGCGACCUUUUGGCACUUAUGGAAACCGAAGAGUGGAUCGCCAACGACGUGUACUUGGACACGACGUACGAAGCUCUCGACGACUCGAUCCUUGACUGUGUCCUGGACUCGACGCGCCCGUACCUGGCGUGA